This is a messenger RNA of Cheilinus undulatus (humphead wrasse), 1581 nucleotides long. It is a transcript of the gene vps36, whose product is annotated as vacuolar protein sorting 36 homolog. Bases 79 to 1224 code for a protein of 381 amino acids. Gene Ontology annotation, cellular component: ESCRT II complex; late endosome membrane. The record is from RefSeq and is a predicted model, not a curated record. NCBI's taxonomy places the organism in Eukaryota, Metazoa, Chordata, Actinopteri, Labriformes, Labridae. The transcript is spliced from 14 exons. Gene Ontology annotation, biological process: protein transport to vacuole involved in ubiquitin-dependent protein catabolic process via the multivesicular body sorting pathway. Gene Ontology annotation, molecular function: ubiquitin binding; phosphatidylinositol-3-phosphate binding.
ACAGUGUACAGGAAGAAAACAUAAAAUGAGCUUCGGUAGCGAAAUAGAAUAAGUAAUAAAUAAUUGUUCAAAGUAAAAAUGGAUCGAUUUUCUUGGUCAAAUGGGCUUCUAGAGAUCGAUGAAACUUUAGUGAUCCAACAACGAGGUGUCAGACUGUAUGACGGUGAUGAUAAGGCUAAGCUGGAUCUUGGAGUUGCCUUGUUGAGUACUCAUCGGUUGAUCUGGAGAGACAUUAAAAACCAUGAAUGCUGCAUAUCCAUGCCUUUGUCACAGAUCAUCUUCUUUGAGGAGCAGGCUGCAGGAAUCGGAAAAAGUGCAAAAAUAGUUAUACAUCUGCACCAAGCAGCUGCUAACAAAGAGCCAGGUCCUUAUCAACACAGCAAGUACUCCUUCAUCAAGCUGUCCUUCAAAGAACAUGGGCAAAUAGAGUUUCACAGGAGGCUAACAGAGGAAAUGACUCAGAAGAGAUGGGAGACACCAGUCUCACAGCCAGUCCCCACAGGAACUGGUCCACAGGCAGGAAGGACACGUGCUGUUGGAAUUGUUGGCAUUGAGAGGAAGAUAGAGGAGAGAAGGAAAGAAACAGACAAAAACAUUUCUGAGGCCUUUGAAGACCUCAGUAAGCUGAUGGUAAAGGCCAAAGAAAUGGUGGAGCUGUCCAGGUCUAUAGCAAACAAGAUCAAAGACAAGCAGGGAGACAUAACAGAGGACGAGACGAUCCGGUUUAAGUCCUACUUACUGAGCAUGGGUAUUGCAAAUCCUGUUACCAGAGAAACACAUGGAUCAGGCACUCAUUACCACAUGCAGCUGGCUAAACAGCUGGGAGACAUGCUACAGGCCCCUCUAGAGGAGCGAGGAGGUAUGAUGGCUCUCACUGAGGUGUACUGUCUCGUCAACCGUGCCAGAGGAAUGGAGCUUUUAUCUCCAGAAGAUUUGUUAAACGCAUGCAAGAUGUUUGAGUCAUUAAAACUCCCACUGAGGCUGCGUGUGUUUGACAGCGGUGUGAUGGUGGUCCAGCUGCAGUCUCACAGUGAGGAGGAAAUGAUCGCCUCAGCACUGGACAAUGUGUCAGAGAAAGGCUCUUUGACAGCUGAGGAGUUUGCAAAGCUCUUGGGUUUAUCUGUCCUUCUGUCCAAAGAGAGGUUGUUGCUGGCUGAGAAGAUGGGCCACCUGUGUAGAGAUGACUCUGUUGAGGGUUUGAGAUUCUACCCAAACCUGUUUUGACUGGUAUACUGUUGUUAGAAUGAGGGAGAAAAAAAGUCACAUUUGGCUGCACUUGGCUGACUAAUGCAUUUAAAAAAAACUCCAAUAUCGACAUAAUGCUAAUCUGAUGUAUGUUUAGAACUGAAAGUUGCUCUGAAGUCUAGUCAGAAUUAUAAAACAGUUGGAUGAAACAGUUGGUCUUCUGUUCAGAAGUACAAUCCUAAGUGAGCUGUUUUCUAUGCAGGGUUAAGAGAAUAUAGUCAAGAUACUUUUCCAGAAUCUAUUAAACAAGAUGCAAAUACUGUACACACAGUGAAGUGUUUUAAAAAGUCUGUUUGUCAGAGUCUUUUUGGUAAUAAAUGAGUUUGGAAAAACUGA